This is a messenger RNA of Paramisgurnus dabryanus, 4797 nucleotides long. Its product is annotated as SLIT and NTRK-like protein 1. The record is from RefSeq and is a predicted model, not a curated record. Gene Ontology annotation, molecular function: protein binding. Lineage: Eukaryota; Metazoa; Chordata; Actinopteri; Cypriniformes; Cobitidae. Gene Ontology annotation, cellular component: glutamatergic synapse; postsynaptic density membrane; GABA-ergic synapse. Gene Ontology annotation, biological process: axonogenesis; positive regulation of synapse assembly.
UGUCUAUAAUAAAAAAGAAACGUCUGGUGCGCGUUGAACUUCAAUCAGUGCGCGUGAGUUUAUACAAGUACGCUUUGGAUUUUCAGUCGCGUGCUUGAGAAAAUCAAACAACGCGUGAUAAUUUAAGGGGGAUACCCAGUGAAAUGCACUUAUAAAUGGCAUUUCUUACGGGUUGUGACGUAGCCCGUGUGCGCAUACUUUCCAUAGUCUUGACGCAGUGUUUGUUGUGACAGUAUGAGAAGGAGGCUGAGCACCUCGGCUGCACUGUUGCAUGCACGUCGAGUAGUUAAUUAUUUUACCGCAUUCAACUGCAGUUCCCCUCGACACACACAUACACACACUGGCAGAGAGAGAGAGAGAGAGAGAGAGAGAAAACGGAAUCAAGCUGAACGCGAACGACACCUGUGCUGUGUGGAAUAGUUUCCCUAAAAUGUCUGUUGAAAACGGGAAUAUCGUCUCCGCGGACUGGGAAAAUGCGCCAUGCCGUCUACUUUAAAGAAAUUAUUUGAAACACAAACGGAGUGGAUCGUACAAUCACGCUCGGACAACUAAACAUCAUCUGAAAAGUAAAAUCUAAGCCUUCGUCGCGAAUUUGUUUAACACUGCGUGUGGACAGAUCUUUUUCCCCUCCCAAGCAAGCGUUCUCUCGUCCGAUGGAUUUUUGCCUUUGUGGCUCAGCAGAGGGUGUUAGAUCCACCAGCGAGCGCCAGGGCGAAAAGUGCAGAGUCGUGUUUGUGCUUAGAAAACGUUCAGCGACACUCGACGGAGUCUGGGAAAGGAACCUAAAGAUUUGCGGUUUUAUCCGACGGCGAUGCGUUGCGCUCAGCGCAGGUGCGGGGUGUGAUUUCAGCACCACGGGAGGAAGAACAGCUCCCGCGCCGCGCCGCGGAUAUGUGAACGCGCAAGGUCAGUGAUUUCUAUGCUGAAAAGCCAGAUCAGUGAGAGAUGCUUUAAGGUUGUUUUGCGAGCAUGAGACGGGAAAGUGAUCCAAAAGCUUGGUCGAUUUUUCUUAAUCCCCGUCUUGGCAUAGCAAGCUGAGCAUGGAUGUUAUCAGAGAGUGCCCUCUGCUUUUUUAGACUGGAGAUUUAUCUCGCUUCUUCCCCCUGCCGCUGAUCGCAUUCAUGUCUUGAUGUCGGGGAUGAUUUUGGCGUAUUGAAAAUGCUGCUUUGGAUUGUGUUACUGAAGGCGGCUCUUUGUGUAGCCACUGGAAAUGUUACAAGGGACGUGUGCAAGGAGCAGAUCUGCUCGUGCAAUGCAAUAGAAGGCGAUUUGCACAUUGACUGCGAGAAAAGAAGCCUCACGAAUCUGCACCAUUUGACGGGUCCGAGCUCUCAGUUUUAUCACCUACUGCUUCAUGGGAAUUCUCUGUCCAGGCUGUUUCCGAACGAGUUCGCUAACUUUUACAAUGCCGUGAGCUUGCAUUUGGAGAAUAACGGCUUGCACGACAUCGUGCCGGGUGCUUUCUUGGGACUGCAGCUAGUCAAGCGGCUGCACAUCAAUAACAAUAAGAUACGGUCUUUCAAAAAGAGUACGUUUCUUGGUCUGGACGACCUGGAAUAUCUCCAAGCUGACUUCAACCUUUUGAGGGACAUUGACCCGUCCGUGUUCAGGGACCUGAGUAAGCUUGAAGUUUUAAUCUUAAACGACAACCUUAUUAGCGCGCUUCCCAUCAACGUGUUUCAAAACGUCCCCAUUACGCAUCUCGAUCUGAGAGGGAACCGAAUAAAAACGCUGCCUUACGAGGGGAUUUUAGAGCAGAUACCUGGGAUCGUGGAGGUUUUGUUGGAGGACAACCCUUGGGAUUGCAACUGCGACCUGGUUUCACUAAAGGAAUGGCUGGAGAACAUCCCGCAGAACGCGCUUAUCGGAAGGGUCAUUUGCGAGGCGCCCACUCGACUGCAGGGGAACGACCUGAACGAAACGGCGGAGACGGAAUUGUGCCCUUCAAAGAACGGCAUGGAUUCGAGUUUGGCCGCUCCCCCCACCCAGGACGAGACGCCCGAUGGAGGGCCCCAUCCGACCCCAUCUAAAACGAGCGGGGUAACCGAGUCCCAUAAAGCCGGGGGAGGGCAUAAUAAGGAGCGUCCGAAAGCGAGAGAGAAUUGGCGAACGAAGCCCACAGCAAUGGCAAGUGGGGCGGUUGAAAGAGAGCCACCGUCCAAUGCCACCUGUCCACAGUCUUGUAGUUGUAAACUAAUUGGAACUAGACAAGGUCUCGGGGUAAACUGCGAGGGCAAAAAAAUAGAAAGCGUGGCUAAUCUCAAACCGAAACCCCUGGGCGCGCACGAGUUAAAUCUGCGCGACAACAAUAUUCACAACGUGAAAAGAAACCAGCUCCGGGGCUAUAACAGCUUGAAUUUGCUCGAUUUGGGUGGAAAUAACAUCAAAGGGAUCGACAAUGGCACUUUUCACAACCUGACCGAGCUGAGGUGGCUUUACAUGGACAAAAACUAUUUGGAUAUCUUAAUGGCGGAGAUGUUCGUUGGACUUCAAAACCUGGAGUAUCUCAGUAUGGAAUAUAACGACAUACAGCUCAUAAUGCCGGGCACAUUCAGUCCUAUGCCCAAUUUAAGGGUCCUCUUCUUAAACAACAAUUUGCUUAAAGCCCUACCCGUGGAUGCGUUCUUGGGCGUCUCGUUGUCCAAAAUAAGCUUGCAUAACAAUUAUUUCACAUAUCUCCCUGUGCAGGGUGUCUUAGACCAACUCAACUCAAUUAUCCAGAUCGAUUUGCACGGAAACCCAUGGGAAUGCUCGUGCAAAAUUGUCCCUUUUAAACAGUGGACAGACAAGCUCGGGGCAGAUGUCAUCGUGAGCGACCUGAAAUGCGAAUCCCCGGAGAGCUUUUGGAAAAGGGAUUUCCGACGUAUUAGAAACGAUCUGAUGUGCCCCGAGCUUUACGAAAAGGUCUCCCCCACCUCCCUGUCAAAAAACAGCACUUUGUCCUCGGAUACGGGCACGCGCCCCAACUCCUACCUAGAGCCCAGCAGAGUUUCCAUUUCAGUACUGGUGCCCGGUUUGCUAUUGGUUUUCGUGACGUCCGCCUUCACCGUGGUGGGAAUGCUGGUCUUUAUACUGCGCAAUCGAAAGAGAUCGAAACGGAGAGAUGGGAACUCUUCUGCGUCAGAGAUCAAUUCAUUACAGACAGUUUGCGACUCGUCUUAUUGGCACAGUGGCGCGUAUCACGCAGACGGGCCCCAAAGAGGGUAUGACUGUGGCGCGCACUCGCUCUCCGACAAAUGAUGCGCAAAAUGCGCAAACAAACAAAUGCACUGCGUUGCGUACGCGCCAGCUAGAGACAACGAAAGUCCGGAAUCAUGUGGAAUCAUAAACACUAGCCUCUGUGGGAAAAUAACCUAUUUUUGUUCCCUUCAUUUGGUGAAAUACUGCAAUGGGCCCCCACUGUUAUAUAUGUAUAGAGUCUCUCUAUCUCCUUUCCCUUACCAGACUGCAAACAUGAUGAAAAGAGGACGUGAAACGGUGCACGAACGCAUGAAUGUAAUGUAAAUAAGGGACUGUAAUAUAUCUGCAUGAUUCGCAUGGUCUCAACACACACUGGGAACCAUUACCAUAGUAACAAGGAAAACCGACCCUUCUUUCGUCUUAUCAAUAUAUAUAUAUAUAUAUAUAUAUAUAUAUAUAAAUAUAAAACUAUAUAUAUGACUAUAUUAAAAGUGCCAUUUCUUCUAUUUUUGGUCGGUUAGACUUUGUAUUUGCUGUUUUAGUUCUCUUUCUCAAAGGAGGGAAGGCAGGUGACAAGUUGGAGAUGAGUUGUAAUUUUGCAUGUAAUUUUCUGUUUUAUUAGUUCACUGGUUGGUUGGCUAUUUAUACUUCUUUCGAGCAGAUUUCUCAUGCUAUCUGCCCAGUCAUCUCCUUUAUGAAUGUAAAAUGUGAUUAUCUUAUAGUGUGCCAACUGUUGACAUAUUGGGGAGACCAAUUUUGCUGCGAAAACUCAAUGUAGCGCCAGUGGUUCGUGAUCUUGUGUGUUGAUGGAUGUAGUCUGUGGGUAAAGGAGACCACAAGGAGAUUUUCACAGAACUUUCGAGUCCGAUGGGUCGCAGAGUGCACAUAAACUAAGAUGCCUUCAUUUUAAUUUAUUAUGAUGAUUAUCAUUUCUAGGGGAAAAGGUAUUCCUUCACAUUAUUAUUAUUAUUCACUGUAAGUAUUGUGAGCUUUUGUAAAGCCAUCUAUUUUGUCCAAAAAGGGAAAGCUCUGGUACUUGAUGUGUCCUUUAAACUGGACGCAAAGGUGUACAUAAUGUGAAAAACAGAGCAGAGGCACGUCUGUGCUUUUUACUGAUGUCAUUACAGCAGACUGACGUAGAUUGAAUAGUCGCCUCUAGAUGUCGCUGUUGCCUCUUAACCAUGAUGGGAGGUGAAGUUCUCCAAUUUGUGUAGGCCAAGCAAGACCUGCUUUCACAUUAUCAACAUAACUAGGCCUAAGCGAGUCACUGUGAUGGCUAACGCUCCGAGUUUGCAAUCGUACAAGGAAAUGAGUUGUGCAGUCUUUCCAAAAUGCCAUUUUUACAAACAAGGUGCAGGUUGCGGGGCAAUACAUCUUACUGCUAGCAUUUAAAUGUCACUGUUGAUAUGCUCUGAGGUUCCACUGUAAUGAUUUUACAACAAAACAACAUGAAUAGAGAAUCAUGCCGUCCUCAUAAAGAAAACCAAGGCUUGACAUUUUACUGCUCACUUUCCAUAAACCGAACUCCGAUGUAUCAUUUAUGUUUUUUAGAAAUAGAUUAAAGAUCUUGGCUCUAAUGGAUGGUUACUUUCAAUAGUUUCUUGAAUAAGAUUGUUU